Gastrolobium bilobum is the source of this 919-nucleotide messenger RNA. Its product is annotated as gamma-glutamyl peptidase 5-like. Gene Ontology annotation, cellular component: cytosol. The record is from RefSeq and is a predicted model, not a curated record. The transcript is spliced from 4 exons. Lineage: Eukaryota; Viridiplantae; Streptophyta; Magnoliopsida; Fabales; Fabaceae. The coding region runs from base 57 to 806 and encodes 249 amino acids.
UAACUGGUUCUUAUUGCUGCCAAUUCAGCUUAAUUUCAAGCACAGCUAGCUUGACGAUGGUGAUUAAUGGCGAAGGAGGAAGAUAUGCUCUGCUGCAAGCAGUAAAGGAUUCUGACUAUGUGAAGAAAGUAUAUGGUGGAUACUACAAUCUCUAUAAAGAAGCUUUUGGAGAAGAAGGUGAGAGAUGGGAUUUGUUUAAAGUCUACGAGGGAGAGUUCCCUGACUUCAAUGAGCUUCAUAAAUAUGAUGGGUUUGUCAUCACUGGUAGUAUCAGUGAUGCUCAUGGAAAUGAUUACUGGAUCCUCAAACUUUGUUUCAUGUUACAAACUCUUGAUGCCAUGGAGAAAAAAGUUCUUGGCGUUUGCUUUGGUCACCAGGUACUAUGCAGGGCUUUGGGUGGAAGGGUAGGUAGAUCAAAAACAGGGUGGGAUAUUGGCAUAAGACAAGUGAAUUUUGCGAAAGAUCUAGCUCCAUGUAGUUACCUAGAGCGCCAUGAAAUGCCAGCAACACUCUCCAUAGUUGAGGUACACCAAGAUGAGGUUUAUGAGAUUCCUCUAGGUGCAGAAGUUAUUGCGUCAUCAGACAAAACUGGGGUGGAAGUGUUUGCAAUUGCAGAUCACAUUCUUGGAAUUCAAGGUCAUCCUGAGUAUACCAAAGAUACACUGUUUGAUUUGAUUGAUCGCCUUGUCAAUAUGAAUGCCAUAAAGAAAGGAUAUGGGGAGGAUUUGAAGUUUCGAUUCGAGUUAGCUGAACCAGACAACAAGUGUUGGGAAAGGAUCUGCAGGAACUUCCUCAAGGGAAAGUAGAGCUGGGGAACUCCUUAUAUGUAUGAAUCUCAAUUAGGAUUUGCAUUCUUUGUUAGAAAACUAGGGAAGGAUGUACGCCAUUUGAGGUCAAAUAUUUCUAUUGAAGGAAUCAA